AUGACUACUCUCACAGAGUUCACCUGCUUCCCCAAGCUCCCAGCGGAGCUCAGAAUGAAGAUUUGGAAGCAUGUCCCCCAGCCAGAACGCAUCGUCGGUUGGAUCCCUUGUGGAAAGUGCAGAAAUAUCUGUAGACGCAAGUCUAAAAGCAGAGAGGAACAAGAAGGAAAACCACGUGCCAGACAGCGAUGCAUGGACAAGAAUCAUCCCAACUGGCUUGUCAAAUAUGUUGUACAUCCGCGCAAAGACGCCAUUUUCGCACCGUUACACGUCUGCCGCGAGUCUCGAGAAUUGUGGAAAACUCACUACUUCACGCCUCCUCGGCACAUGAUUGUCAAAGAGGAAGGGAUCGAUAUCCCAGUCCAGUUCAACGUGCCUUUCCUCAGCUAUGAGCAUGACAUCUUCACCAUGUUUGGGGCUUGGAGCUCUACCACCAUCUUUGACAUGGAGAUUCCAAUGGACGCAACGAUUGAGCCAUUCAUUGGCCUUGAUCGGGCGCGCAUAGAGCAUGGUGGAUAUAGCGAGAUCCUGGAUCUCUUCUUUCCCGCAUCUACCCUGUUUGAGGUCAACGAGCUUCCCGCUCUCAAGAGGCUCUCGUUGAUUACAAUGGGGCCCCAGCCCGAAGAGGAUGAAGAUCAAGAAGAUGGGGUGCUCAUGCAGAUGCACGCAUGCGUGGCAGAGCAGUAUGAUUGCCAGAUUAUAGACCUUGUCAACCCCGAGGUCGGUGAGAGCUCCACCAUUCUCAACGAAUGCCGACCACGCCGGAAGCCGAUCCAUUGGUAUACCAAGGAAAGGCGAUUUGAUGAUUAUUACAAUUACUGGAAGGCGUGGCUGUGGCAGGUCGUGGAAGCGCAGGCCCAUUUCCUCAUCAGAACAAACACUGUUUCGUGGUGGAUGAUUGUCAACUUUGCCCUCGCAGAAACUCCCGAGUGGAACGGUCCACCUUCUCCGGAAGAUUGUCCUCUGUAUCCAGAUCGGUGCAGCGGCCCCACGGGGGACAGAAAAUGUGUCAUUGGUCACUGGAGGCCGAAAUUUGAACUGUCAUGCAAGUAUCUGUGUGAGGAGCGGUGGGUCAAGGUCUUACGGGAUGAUCUCGAUGUCAAGAUUGAGGGGUGGAAACAGCCAAUCGACAGAGCGGCAAAAGAGCAGGAGGAUGGACGAAUCCGAGACUUUAUCAAUGGGAAGUAUCCAAACUUUUGGAAAUGGUGGCAAGGUGAUGUUGCAUGA
Trichoderma aggressivum f. europaeum is the source of this 1227-nucleotide messenger RNA. RefSeq lists its product as uncharacterized. The record is from RefSeq and is a predicted model, not a curated record. The transcript has a single exon. NCBI's taxonomy places the organism in Eukaryota, Fungi, Ascomycota, Sordariomycetes, Hypocreales, Hypocreaceae. The coding region runs from base 1 to 1227 and encodes 408 amino acids.